CUUUCUCUAUAAAUAUAUGAAUUUGCAACAACAAAAAAGAUGUCUAAAUACAAACUGAUUGCACUCAUAAUGGAUUUAGCUCUUAAAGAAUCCACAUCAAAGAAAGAAGAAGAUCAUGAACAUGCUCGUGUUCAAAUGUGGAACUACAUCUUUGGCUUCACUGAAGUGGCAAUAAUAAAAUGCGCCAUCGAGCUCAAAAUCGCGGACACCAUCGAAAGCCAUGGCAGUCCCAUGACACUCUCGAAAUUAUCAUCAGCUUUAAACUGUUCUCCACCCCUCCUCUAUCGCAUCCUGCGAUUCCUCACCCACCGCGGGAUUUUCAAAGAAGAAACCACAGCACAGAAUCUCACAGGCUACGCCCAAACACCGUUGUCCCGCCUGCUGGCCAGCAACAGCAACAACAGCAUGGCUCCAUUUCUGUUGCUGGAGAGCAACCCCGUGAUGCUGGCGCCGUGGCACAACUUGAGCGCACUAAUUAAGGCCAAAGACGGCACCCCAUUUGAGGCCACUCAUGGGAAGGAUUUGUGGAGUUACACUGCGGCUGAUCCAACGCACAACAAGAUUUUCAAUGAUGCCAUGGCCUGCGCUGCGAGGGUGAUCACUGUGCCGGCAAUUCUUGAAGGCUGUGGAGAGAUUUUUGAAGGGGUUGGAUCUUUGGUGGAUGUGGGAGGAGGAAAUGGCACAAGCUUGAGCAUGAUUGUGAAGGCCUGCCCUUGGAUCCAAGGCAUCAACUUUGACCUUCCACAUGUUGUUUCUGUUGCACAAGAAUGCGUGGGAGUGCAACAUGUUGAGGGCAAUAUGUUUGAUUGCAUCCCCAAAGCUGAUGCUGCUUUCAUUAUGUGGGUUCUACAUGAUUGGAACGAUGAAGAUUGCAUCAAAAUUCUGAAGAACUGUAGAGAUGCCAUUCCGAAAAAGAUUGGAAAAGUGAUAAUUGUAGAAGCAGUCAUUGAUGGGAAUGAAGAGAACAAUUUAUGGGAUGUGGGGCUGUUGCUUGAUAUGGUGAUGAUGGCUCAUACCAACAAGGGCAAGGAGAGGACAUCUGAGGAAUGGGCCUAUGUGCUUCACAAGGCUGGUUUUACCCGAUACACCAUUACUCCCGUUAAAGCUGUUCAAUCUGUUAUUCAAGCUUUUAUUUGAUGUGUAUCUAGAAAAGAAAAUUUGAAUCUACUCUUCUCGUACCGAGUUAUUAAUUAUAAUAAAAACGAGGUUAAUUAACUUAAGCAU
Messenger RNA from Momordica charantia (bitter melon), 1224 nucleotides. Its product is annotated as acetylserotonin O-methyltransferase. Lineage: Eukaryota; Viridiplantae; Streptophyta; Magnoliopsida; Cucurbitales; Cucurbitaceae. The record is from RefSeq and is a predicted model, not a curated record. Gene Ontology annotation, molecular function: protein dimerization activity; O-methyltransferase activity.